UUACGCUGAAUCUUAUGUGGUGAUCACCUAGAACUUAAGAAAAUUUAAAAAAAAAUGAAUUCUGUUAGUAAGGAAGGGUAACUUUUAAUUUAUUUAUCCCGUUUUGAUGCGCCACUGUCGACGCAUGUGCCACUGAAAAGACAGAAUACAGACAGACAUAUUUCAACAGAAUACAUAUUUAUGACAGAAGCUAGAAUAGAAAAAUAGAAACUCGAAACAAAUGACAAUCGAUGAAAAGCCUUGUAUAACUAUUAGACCAUUGUGUAAAUAAACAAUGCCUAUAGGCUAGGCUAGGCCACACGCCACCCACAGCUAGGCCUCGAAAUCAACGAUCGAAAUAAGAAGUGGAAGUUUAAUACUUAUCAAAAAAUGGAAGUGAAACAAGAAAUUAGUGAAGAAACUUGUAAAGUAGAAAUAGAGUAUAAUGGGUUAGAUGAUGCCCUUUUAGACGACUUUAACUGUGAAAUUAAGGAGGAGGAGGAGGAAUCCAAUGGGCAAAGUACACAUGACACAUCUGAUUAUUUAGACUUAAAAGAAAGUCCUAUAAAAACUGAAAUAGAACAAGAUGAAAAUACUCUUAACCCAUUUGAAGAAACUAAAACAACUAAAGAAGGCUAUCUUCAUCAAAGAGAAAACAAAAUGGAAAUUAUGGAGACACUAAUUGGACAUUCAUCUUCCAAAGGCAAUUAUACGAGUCCACACGAUGAAGGAAAAACAAUAAAUCAAGAUACGAAAGUCGCGGCCGGACGAAGAUAUUACAAAUGUGAAAUUUGUUUUAAGCCGUUUACGAAAGCACAUUAUUUGAAAGGACAUUUGAGAGUGCAUACUGGAGAACAACCAUACAAGUGUGAAAUCUGUUUUAAGCAAUUUACCACAGCGCAAAUGUUGAAAUAUCAUAUAAGAACACACACUGGAGAAAAACCGUACGAGUGUGAAAUUUGUUUUAAACAGUUUAACCAAGCAGGUCAUGUGAAAAAGCAUUUGAGAGUACACACUAGUGAAACACCUUAUAAGUGUGAAAUUUGUUUUAAGCAGUUUCAGCAAAAAGGUAAUUUGAAUACACAUUUGAGAUUGCACACUGGGGAAAAACGUUAUAAGUGUGAAAUCUGUUUUAAGCAUUUUAGUGGUAAUUUGAAAAGACAUUUGAGAGUGCACACUGGAGAAACACCUUAUAAGUGUGAAAUUUGUUUUAAGCAGUUUAGUACUGCAGGUGAUUUGAAAAAACAUUUGAGAGUGCACACUGGCGAAAAACCGUACAAGUGUGAACUUUGUUUUAAGCAGUUUACGAAAGCACAUUAUUUGAAAGGACAUUUGAGAGUGCAUACUGGAGAACAACCAUACAAGUGUGAAAUCUGUUUUAAGCAAUUUACCACAGCGCAAAUGUUGAAAUAUCAUAUAAGAACACACACUGGAGAAAAACCGUACGAGUGUGAAAUUUGUUUUAAGCAGUUUCAGCAAAAAGGUAAUUUGAAUACACAUUUGAGAUUGCACACUGGGGAAAAACGUUAUAAGUGUGAAAUCUGUUUUAAGCAUUUUAGUGGUAAUUUGAAAAGACAUUUGAGAGUGCACACUGGAGAAACACCUUAUAAGUGUGAAAUUUGUUUUAAGCAGUUUAGUGCUGCAGGUGAUUUGAAAAAACAUUUGAGAGUGCACACUGGCGAAAAACCGUACAAGUGUGAACUUUGUUUUAAGCAGUUUACGACAGCACAUUAUUUGAAAGGACAUUUGGGAGUGCAUACUGGAGAACAACCAUACAAGUGUGAAAUCUGUUUUAAGCAAUUUACCACAGCGCAAACGUUAAAAUAUCAUAUAAGAACACACACUGGAGAAAAACCGUACAAGUGUGAAACUUGUUUAAAACAGUUUAUCACUGCAAGUAAUUUGAAAAAACAUUUGAGAGUGCAUACUGGAGAAAAACCUCAUCAAUGUGAAAUCUGUUUAAAGAAAUUUGCAGGUAAUUUGAAAAAACAUUUGAGAACUCACACUGGAGAAAAGCCAUACAAGUGUUAAAUUUGUGAUAAACAGUUUUUUCAUGCACAUGGUUUGAAUGUUUGAAAACACAUUUAAGAGUUCACACUGGGGAAAAACCUUACAAGUGUGAAAUUUGUUUUAAGCAGUUUUCUCAAAAAAGUAAUUUGUUAGUACACACUGAAGAAACUCCUUACAAGUGUGAGAUUUGUUUUAAGCAGUUUUCCCAGAAGCCUUAUUUGGAAAGUCAUUUCAAAGUACACGCUGGGGAAAACCCUCAUAAGUGUGAAAUUUGCUUUAAGUACUUUACUACAGUCAUUUGAAAAGACAUUGGAGAAUGCACACUUGAGAGCAACCAUACAAGUGUGAAAUCUGUUUUAACCCUCAUCUACUAUAAUCUGGGUCUGUCGGACCCAGAGAGCUCCCGGCAACCAUGUACUAUCCCCACAUUAAGUCAUUUUUGUAUGCGGCCUCGUGUAUUCUCCGCUUAUUUAGUCUGAAAUACGAUAGUGUUAAUUUAAAUAAUUUAAAAUAAUGCAUAACUUUUGUUUGGAACUAGCGACUUCUAUAGACGUAGCUGGGUGUAUUAGACCCACUUAUAGCAAUUACGUGAUUUUUACAUAAUUAUUGUAUUUAAGGUAAAUAUUAUUUUACAUCAGGUUAAUUUAGGCCCGGUCUUUUCACCUCCGAAUAAAAGUUAUUCGGAGGUUUUUUGGACAGAUUUACAUGUAAUCUGCCGAUAAACUUCCUAUAAAUAGUUAUUCGGAGGUGAAAAGACCGGGCCUUAGUAUAUCCUAAUUUAUUUUAUUUGAAAUUGUUUUUUGUCGUUUUUUUUUAAGUAAUAUAAUAUUGUAUUUUCUUCUUUUCAAUUUAAAAAGGCUCGAAAUAAACCUCUUACCGUCGAAGAUAUUGAUGCUUUACUUCAAAGUGAGUAUUUUUGGAUAGACGAUCCGGAAAAUGAUGCGUAAACUUCGGCAUCGUCUUCAACAAAUGUUUUAGUGAGCGCUGAGGAGAUACAAGCAGGAGCCAAUAUCAUCCAAAUAGCCGAUGGCAGCGAUUAACCCUCUCAGUACCUCUUUUUUUUUUCAGCGAACGAAAAAAUAUUUUUUCUACGGCCGUGCCUAAACAGCCACUUUCCCGCAAGCAUUUUGUUUCCGAAAGUUAUACUUUCCCGCGCUAGUGCGGGAAAGUAGAUUACCUUGUAAUAUGGCAUUAUAAUAUAUGCAAUAAACUAAUAUUUAGAUAUUA
Diabrotica virgifera virgifera (western corn rootworm) is the source of this 3216-nucleotide messenger RNA. RefSeq names its product zinc finger protein 227-like. Bases 370 to 2010 code for a protein of 546 amino acids. Gene Ontology annotation, biological process: regulation of DNA-templated transcription. The transcript is spliced from 2 exons. Lineage: Eukaryota; Metazoa; Arthropoda; Insecta; Coleoptera; Chrysomelidae. Gene Ontology annotation, molecular function: DNA-binding transcription factor activity, RNA polymerase II-specific; RNA polymerase II cis-regulatory region sequence-specific DNA binding. The record is from RefSeq and is a predicted model, not a curated record.